UUGUGGGCUGUUUGACGGGAGGAGGUGCCGCCGGGGCCAGAAGGAGAAGAAGAGCGAGCACGAGCAAGAGCACGAGCACGACGAGCGCAGGCGAGCACCAAGAUUGCUCCGCGGGCCGAAUCACAGCGGAGCGCAACUCCUGCUGCUGGAGAGGACGAUGGCUCGGAACGCCUCGCACGCCGGCACUUGGUACACGGAGAACGCACGGGAGUUAGGGGACGAGCUGGACAGAUGGCUCCGGGCUGCUGGUUCAGCGAAGCGCUCGAAUGCAAGAGCUGUGAUUGCGCCACAUGCAGGCUAUCGGUAUUCAGGACGGUGUGCCGCAUACGCUUUCGCAAAUAUUGACCCACAAACCAUAUCACGGGUUUUCCUCCUUGGACCAUCUCAUCAUCACUUCACCCGCAAGUGCGCGCUGUCCACAACUUCUGUAUACAAAACCCCGCUCGGAGAUCUACCUAUUGAUCUUGAAGUAUAUCAGGAACUUAAGGCUACAGGAAGGUUUGAAGACAUGGAAAUCAGUGUGGAUGAAGCAGAACACAGUAUGGAGAUGCACUUGCCUUACAUAGCGAAGGUUUUCCAGGGGUGCUCGGUGAAGGUUGUCCCAAUUUUGGUCGGGGCUCUGCAGCCAGAUAGUGAGGCAGCUUAUGGACGUUUGCUUGCAAAGUACAUAGAUGAUCCUUCUAAUUUCUUCUCUGUUUCGUCAGACUUUUGUCACUGGGGCUCACGGUUUAACUAUACUUAUUACGAGAAAAAGCAUGGUCCUAUCUACAAGUCAAUCGAAGCUCUUGAUCAAAACGGCAUGAGUAUCAUAGAAACUGGCGAUCCAAGGGCUUUCAGGGACUACAUGCAAGAAUAUGACAACACAAUCUGCGGUCAACACCCGAUUGGAGUUUUUCUCAAUAUGCUGGAGCAUUGCAACACUAGGUUGCAGAUCAAGUUUUUGCAGUACGAACAAUCUAGCCACUGCAAAAGCAUGAGAGACAGCAGUGUGAGCUACGCGUCAGCAGUGGCGACAGUUGCAGCCAGUUAGCCAUUCGACAGCGUUGUUGCAAGAGAUGCAACAAUGUUGUCAAACUUCAACCAUAUGCCAUCCCAAGUCCCUUGCAUUGAAACCUUCUGAUCCUGUUAGGAGACACCUUUUGUAAAUAAAAUGAACCUGUAACUUAAGUGCAAGGCACGGGGUACAUUUCCCCUAGUAAAUUUGUUGUGAGUAAGGAGCUUUCAACAGCUAUUCUCUAUUCGUACAUAAAUCGAGUCUUCUCGCUGACGUCAUAAAGUUCACAUGGUUUGCACGAAUUCCAUGGGAGCAGCAAAUGGCCAAUCAUUUACUGCCCGCCAUGAAGGUCUAGAAUGUAA
Molecule: messenger RNA, 1356 nt
Organism: Marchantia polymorpha subsp. ruderalis
Lineage: Eukaryota; Viridiplantae; Streptophyta; Marchantiopsida; Marchantiales; Marchantiaceae
Source: the annotation of a GenBank genome assembly